AUGAAUGAUGAGUUCCGUAUGAAAGAUCUUGGACGUCUAAGCUAUUUCCUUGGUCUGCAGGCUCACUAUCACACCACAUGCCUCUUUCUCAACCAACAUAAGUAUGCAGAGGAAUUGCUUUUGGCUGCAUGUAUGGCAGAUUGUGCGCCUGCUUCUACAACGCUACCACUUGAGCUCCAAAAGGUCAAGGGGCAGGAAGAUCUCUUUGAUCAACCAACACAUUUUCGGAGUCUCGCUGGUAAGCUCCAAUAUCUCACUCUUACAAGACCGGACAUACAAUUUGUAGUCAAUCUAGUCUGUCAACGUAUGCAUGCACCUACUAUUGCUGACUUCAACCUGCUAAAGCGAAUAAUCCGCUACAUCAAAGGCAAUGUUGACUAUGGUAUCUCCUUCUCAAAGAAUGCGGAUUUCACCUUAAGAGCGUAUAGUGACAGUGACUAUGCGGGUUGCCAAACUACUAGUCGUUCUACAGGUGGCUAUUGCACCUUUCUAUGGAACAAUCUCAUCUCGUGGUCUGCAAAACGUCAGACGUCAGUCUCCCGUAGCUCUAAUGAAGCAGAGUAUCGCUGCUUGUCAGACACUACUGCUGAGGUAAACUGGUUAAGAGAUCUCUUAGCAAACAUUAGUAUGCAACUCUACCAUGCCCCAGAGUUGUACUGUAACAACCUCUCUGCAGUCUAUCUCUCUGCGCACCCGACACUCCACAAAAAGACCAAACACUUUAAGGUCCACUAUCACUAUGUCCGGGAACAAGUUGCAGAGGGAACUAUGGUUGUCUAUCACAUUCCAGCAAAGUACCAACUUGAUGACAUUUUCACCAAAUCUUUGCCACUGCAGGUCUUCACUGACCUCAGACACAAACUUGGCGUGGUCUCUCCACCCACACAAAGUUUGCGGGGGGAUGUCAAGAGUAUCACUACUGGACUCACUGAAAACUCAGUCCAGCAAACAAGGUUGGGUCUCGAAGAAACAAUCAAACCCACUGCAGUUUGCUUUCUCACCAUAAGCUCCAACGGUAACAAGGAAAAAAUCCUCACACCAUUUGCUCUGCAACGUAUAGAGGUAAUGCCAAAUACAGCUCACCAUGUGGUCCAAACAAGGAACCAAUUUGCUGCUCUUACCUCACUGAUUCUAUGCUGUUGA
Molecule: messenger RNA, 1143 nt
Organism: Camelina sativa (false flax)
Lineage: Eukaryota; Viridiplantae; Streptophyta; Magnoliopsida; Brassicales; Brassicaceae
Source: RefSeq, a predicted model, not a curated record